UGAACCUGGCUCAGCUGCUGAGAGACUCCAGGGAACGAGCCAAAAAGCUGACGGAGGAGGUGAAGGAGCUGGCGCAGAGGCUGACGGAGGCCCAGGGGGACAACAAGCUGCUAAGGAUGACCAUAACUCGACAGAGGCUCGGCGAUGAGGAGGUGGGGCCGCGACAUUUCCCCCCCCCAUGAACGUGAGGACCUUGUUCCCCAGCUGGAGAGAGCAGGGCUCCAGAUGGAGGAGAUGGAGCACAACAUGAAGGCUCUGACCGACGAGCUGCAGGACGUGAAGGCGGAGCGCGGCGUGUUCAGGGAGAAGACCUACCGCCUCAACGUGGAGCUCAACCACGUCCUGGGCAACCGUGAGGCACGCAUCAUUGAUGUGGAUGCCCUCUGCAUGGAGAACAGGUCAGUCCAUUGUGGGGUGCAAGUCAGUGGUCAUCCAGGACCAGGUGUUUGUCAUCGUGGCUCAGCUGUUUGGUGGCUCCCACAUCUACAAGUUUGAUGAGGACCAAAGCAGCUUCAGCAGGUUUCAGGACAUCGAGGUGUCCAAGAUCUCCAAGCCCAAUGACAUUGAGGCGUUCCAGGUGGGCUCUGACUGGUUCUUUGUGAUUGCUGACAGUUCAAAAGCAGGCCUGUCCACCCUCUACAAGUGGAACGAUAAGGGCUUUUAUUCCUACCAGUCGCUGCAUGAGUGGUACCGCGACACAGACGCAGAGUUCCUGGACUUGGAUGGGAAAGCGCACCUUAUCUUGGCGAGCCGCUCGCAGGUGCCUGUGAUCUACCAGUGGAGCCGGAGCAACCAGAAGUUUGUCCUGCAGGGAGAGAUCCCUCACAUGGAGGACGUUGUAGCUGUGAAGCACUUCCGGAUCAAGGAGGAACUCUACCUGGCUAUGACGCGCUAUAUUGGUGACUCCAAAAUCCUUCGUUGGGGUACCAAACAGUUUACAGAGAUCCAGGCCUUGCCCUCACGAGGCUCUAUGAUUGUCCAGCCUUUUUUUUUCAAAGAGCGUUACUACAUGGCUCUGGGAAGCGAUUACACCUUCUCGCAGAUCUACAUGUGGGAUGAUGAGAACAAACUAUUUGACCGCUUCAAGGACGUGUACAUCCAGGCACCGCGCUCCUUCACUGUGGUUUCCACCGACCGCAGGGACUUCAUCUUCACCUCCAGCUUCAAGGGAAACACGCAGAUCUUUGAGCACAUCAUGAUUGACUUGAGCUUGUGAGGGGCCUUGUCAUGGCCCCCGAAAGAUUGGUGGAGGGGGGAAAAAAGGACUAAAACACACUUUUUCAAUUUCAAUCCCUUCAUUUGUUUCCGUCCCAAGUAAAAGCUGGGUAAAGAUGUGUUUAGAAUUCUUAUAGUUUUCAAGCUUGAUGGCCUUGUCCAAAUAUCUGUUUCCAUGGUCUUUCAGACUUCAGAGACUGAGAGGGGGAGUCAAGAGGUGGACAAGUGUAAAAGGAGGCUGGUAUUCUCCUAAAAAUCCAGCUCACAUUCCUGAAGGUGGAAUACUUUCAUAUGAUUUGGAUCUAUUUUCAGUUUAAUAUCCCCUAUCCUAAUGGUUUUAUACCCUAACUAAUAUACAACAAGACCUAAGAGAAGUAUCAUAUUAUUUUCUUAUGUUCUCAUUAAGGGCAUGUAACAGGUGUGGUUGCUCCUCGUGUGCCACUUACCUCAUGCCCUCAUGUGGUGAUUGUUGCCUUAUCAGCUCUGGGGUUCUGUGUCCUGAUUGGCCCACAGUGCCUCCCUCUGGCCGUGAUGAAGUAUCACACCCCUUUGCUUUUUCCAAACAGGGAAUGUCUUGAAAGCACAAACCUUUAAUUAUCCUAGGUGAGACCCCAGCCCUUAGAGUGUAGUUGUUACGAGACGAAUAUUACUGUAGGUGCUAUAGAUUAUAUCGCGUACAGUAAAUAAGGAACCAGUGGUUUGUGAGGUGGAGAAAUAUUCAGGACUGGAUAUAGCUAAUGCCUUUUUAGACUAACAUGUGAAUGGAAUCAACUUUUAGACCAGAUUAACUAUAGUAGAAACUGAUAGAAGCUCUUUAAGUGUUUCAGGGAACAAAUCUACAUACAAAUAAAAAAAGCAACCCGAGUUGUUGUACUACUGACAUCAUUUAACUUUUUCUUUGUCAACUAAAACUUUAAAAGGCUCCUCACUGAAGAAGUGAUAGCUCACAUUUAUGAACAAAAUAAAAAGACAUCAUUUGUUUGUCUACAAAUGAAGGAAACAAUGUGUUAAUGUAAAUAUGUUCACUCUAGUUGAGAGGCUUUUUCCGUCUGUCAUUCUCUUCUUACUAAUACUGAAUGUUAACUUACAAGCUACAACAUGUACAUACAACAUGGACUGCAAUGCCACUACCUGUUUGUCACACAAAAACUGAACAGAACUUUGCACUUACUUUUAAAAAAAACUAAUAAAAAAACAUUACUGCAACUUGCAAGCGCAUGACAUUCAAAAAAGGGUGUUUGCUCAAUUAUUUUGAAAUAAACCUAACAAACUCAGAAGUCUACAAGUGCUUCUUCUCAUUAAGAGAAUGGUAUUGUAAUUUUAAAAAAGCAUACUGGAAUAUGCAAGCUUUAUAACAUGCGGGUUAUUUUGUAUGAUUUUGUUUUAAGCAUAUUGAAUGUUACUCAAAGUAUACUGUAAAUAUAAUCAGUUGGGUAUCAAAAUAAAUGUGUAAAAAAUAA
This is a messenger RNA of Trematomus bernacchii (emerald rockcod), 2675 nucleotides long. Its product is annotated as leucine-rich repeat LGI family member 2-like. The coding region runs from base 371 to 1216 and encodes 281 amino acids. NCBI's taxonomy places the organism in Eukaryota, Metazoa, Chordata, Actinopteri, Perciformes, Nototheniidae. The record is from RefSeq and is a predicted model, not a curated record. The transcript is spliced from 4 exons. Gene Ontology annotation, biological process: inhibitory synapse assembly.